AGGUAGACCAGCCAGGUAGAGGAGGCCUUGGUUCAACAGAAACCUGGGGUAGAGGAGGCAGGAGCAACGUGCUGGACGCACACUAUGCGCAGGAGUUCCCAUACGGAAAGAUGUACGUGAGUUAUCUUUUGGAGAAGGAACCCAGCAUGUACCCAAAUUCAGUGCGACAUCCCAGCCUAAACCUGAACCAUCAGAACUUUGUGCCCGCACCUCCACAGUAUUCGGAUUUCAGCGGAUACCACCACGUUGCUGGGAUUAACAAUGACCCUCACCACAGCCAGACUGGGGCCUGGAACCCUGCUUACCCGCCGAGCCGGGAAGAGUGGUCACCCUAUGGGCCGGGGACAGGACCGUCCACAUCUAAUCCGGGACCAAUAGGGUAUAGUCCCCCAGAGUUCUCUCCAGUCCCACAACCCGGGCUUCUCCCAUCCAUCAACUCAUCUGUAGGGCAGCUGUCUCCCAAUUCUCAGCGCAGAAACCCUUAUGAUUGGAUGAGGCGGAGCACACCACCGGCAAAUUCAGGUAAUUUACUGAGGUGUUCAUAAAUUUUUUUGUGUCAGAAAGUGUAUCAUUUGGUUGUCCAUAAGACCAUAGUAAGUAAAGCAUAAGUCACGUUUUUAAAUGUUUAUUAAAAUAAUAAUAAACUAAAUGUAUCUGUAGCAAAUCACACACAUAUUAAAUAUAAUGGGUUAAAUUCAGUGUCUUGGCCCAUUUUCUUUCUCAAAUCAAAGAUACUGAAAUACUGUAGGCACCAUCUUGUGAGGAAAAAGCAAAACCAGAACCACUGAGUUUGCGAGUCACAUCCAUGAAUGAUGCAUGCACCUGUUCUCUAAAUUCAGAAAGGAAUUUAUGUUUCAACUCAGAAAGAUGGAAUACCAGGUUAUCUGUCGCUUGGUCGUCCAGGGUAGGGGAGGGACUGGCCGGCAGGGAUGUAGCUCAGUGGGUAGAGCAUGGCGUUCGCAAUGCCAGGGUUGUGGGUUCGAUUCCCACGGGAGGCCAGUAUGAAAAAAAAAAAUGUUUGCACUCUCUAAGUCGCUCUAGAUAAGAGCGUCUGCUAAAUGACUAAAAUGUGAAAAUGGUUGUUCUUUCAUUCCUUAGUAUUUGUCCAAUCCUAUCAAAAUAUUUGACAUUGCUGUGUAUUGUCAUAUAAUAGCAAAUGUCACUGACAAAAACUUUAUAUUUUGCGCUCAUCGGUACAGUUGCGCCUCACUGCAGUGCCUGUGUGAACACAUUAAUCACACCUCGCAUGCCAUCUUAAAUUAGUGGCAUUUUCUCCUGCGUUUAUUGGGUACAGAUGUAGGAUCUUAAUUUGAUCAGUCUUUUGUUACUGCACAUUUUGGAAAUGCAAACUUGUAGUGUAUUUUAAUUUUUAAAAGGCUUCUAAAGUCUAUAAUUUCCACUUUGAAAUUUCAGACUUGAGUUGCCAUAACAAAAACUCAAUCAUACACACAUUUCCAUAAAUUAUAAUCCACAUAGCCUAAUAAUUCACAUUUCCUGUUGCUUCAGGAUUAUUUUCCCGCUGAAGCAAACUGGCCCAAAUUAAGAUCCUACAUCUGUGUAAUAUGGCCUAUAUAAUGUAUUUACAGUUGAGGGUAAAGCAGGGUAUGCAUUAUAAUUGCAUUGUGUGUUGACCUAUUUACAUAAUAAGCGCUCAAUGAUUAUAGUUAUGAUUAUAAUUGCCUAUCAUCGGUAGUGAACAGUAAUAGCAGUAGGCUAGUAGCCUAUACUAGGCAUAAUAUAGUCUAGGCUAUAAAUUACUAUAUUAAAUCAGCAUCAUCAAAUUCAUUUUGAUUUUGUCUGGUGUAGGCUUCACAAUUAUUAUGUGAGCAAUCACUUCUUUUUCCCCGACAUCAGCAUAUUUCAUAAUGUUACAGGAUUUGUUCAUAAUUUCAAUAAGAAUUCUUUCAAGUCAGCUGAGAUUGAUAAACCUGCAAGUGAUCAAAUGAAAGAAACGGUCUGGGGAGGUUUGAAGAUCGUAUUAUGCAAAUGUAGAGGUUUGUUUUCUUCUUGUAUGUCAGCGAUCUAGGGCUCUAUAAUAUUUUUCUAUGUUGUAAGUCUUUGUUAGGCAUUAUGUCUCAAGGCGGAAGUAGUUGUUGUCGACUACUUUGAUGUCGCUCGCUUGGUUCACACUUGUCCUCCACUAGACCUACGUCAGGCAAUUGAAUAGGCCUACUGAUAUAACACACCAGGCAAUGACAACAUAUGACAGGAGAUUUAUGAAAAAUCAAUAUUUUACUGACUUCAAUUUAAUGGGCAUGGAAGCACCUUAGGUGGACUGUGUCUACAGUUGUAUUAAAUCACCUUUAUCAGUACAAGCAAGCAGGCCCGAAGAGAAAAUACAAAAGCCAUGUGACUCCUGUAGCCCAAACUGCCCAGACUGAGAGUUAGAUGACUGCAAAGCCUUUCCUGUAUAGCAAACCCACCAGAAAUCAAGUUGUUGUCAAUGGCAACCUGGGAUCUCUUAUGAUAACAAAGGCAGCAGGGGCACAGACUUGGGGCUGUCAUAAAUGUCCAGUUUACAGUACCUAAUGGACCUGGCUGGUUCAAAAGUAAAUUCUUAUCCCAAAUUUGUCGUUCCAGUUCAUGUGGUUAUCUGGUUGUCCCAGACAGGGAGUUUUACGGUCCGUGUUACAGAUUAUCUCCAUGUCACUUUAUCGUACCGGCCAGCAAACCAUUCAUUCUAAUGGACAUCUCAUUAACCUCAACUGCUUAACCAUUUAUCUCAGCAGCCAUCAAUGAUAAUCAUUACAGAAGUGCAGCGCUACAUAGAUUAAUUGACAGUGCAUCAACCAUUCUCCACUAAUACAAUGUACACAAUACCACUUCUUAAACUUUUCACAUUUUGAUUGAAUCAUGGUUUUUAUGGGUUCUUGAAUGCUGUUGACAUUUUUAAUAGUUCCAUCAAGGGAAACUAUCAUCGGACUGUUGACUAUUUCUGGGUCCUCUACAGUUUUUUUCUCCCAGUGCAGCAUUAGGAUGCUUUGCCACCUGACAUUCAAAUGAAAUGCUAAUGUACAGGCUCAAGGUUAGCCCCCUUGAGGCCUCCUCAUGUGAUGGCAAACUGUGUUGUCGCUGGUGAUAGGCAGCCACUACAAUCAGUACAGUUUUUUAUUAAUGCAGCAUUGCGAUUGUAUGGGUCAAUACCCCCGUAGACAUGCACCUCAGACGCCGUCUGUUUAGGAGUGGUCCUCCUGUGUCAACAUGGAAAUGAGAAAACAAUGGUCAUUAGAGAAGAGGUAUAAUGAAUCAGAAGGUGAAGAGGAACAAUUAGGGGAACAUAGGAGCAGGAGGGUGUGUUCUGUGUUUUAGCAGCCUAAUGGUCUGGAUAACUCUCUGCUUGUCAGGCCAGGCGCCCUCACAGACAGCCCCCUCACCCUCUCAGCUCACACAUUUUAAUCUUUAACUUGGUCGCUGCAUCUGCACUUAGGUGCCUCAUUCAAUAUGGACAGAAUUAAGUGACUUUUGAUUUACGGUACCUAAUUAAAAAGACUAGCUGAUCCCAGGGCUUUGCUAGUUUAUCUGUGUGUGUUUUAGUGAGAGGUUUCAUGUAUGAAAUGAAGCAGAAACCACAUUUUCACAGAUGUCUGUCUCAUCUUUAUUUACUCCUAUAAUAUUGUUUAUUUACGGCAUGUAAGUUAAUGUGAAAUCUGUCCGCAGCAGUAGCCCAGCCAUCCUCCCAUUAUAACCAAUGCAGCUCAAGCCCUGUCUCCUCAUGAGAAGGAGUCCUACUGAGAAUCACAUCUGUUCAGCUAGUUUGUACGGGGGGGGGGGGGGGGGGGUUCUACUAAGCUAACAUUUAGAAUUGUUUAAAGAUGGCCAUACUAUGGAUCAGUUAGCUAUUUGAUUUAGAAUUUUAGGACCCCUGUAUGUAUAUAAUUUUUUUUUUUUAAUGAUUUGAUAAGAUAUUUAAUUUGGCCUUUACUACUAAAGCCUAUAGAAACGCAUUGACUAACACAGUGGUUCCCAACUUGGCCGAUCCUCAUGGGGUACUUGAGAAGACUCAUGAGACCAUAGGCCUACCUCUAAAAUGCACAUGAGGGGGUACUUCAAGGGUACUCCGGGCAAAGCAAAAUUAAGUUGGUGGUACAGUAACCAAAAAAGGUUGGUAACCACUGGACUAACACAUUCAUUAAUCAUAAGGAAUAAGGUUUGAAGUGUCUGUCCUAUAUCUAUGAGAUAUAAGAAAGCUCAGGAAAUAUAUAUAUUUUUUACACAUAUUUAACCCCUUAUUUUUGUUGGCACAAAACUACCUCCAUACUUCUAUUCAUUUGUAUGGGUUACCUUCAGAUGAGUCCCGUGACACAUCGUGUUCGUGAGAGUCUCAUCUUAUGGUCAUAUUCGUUUUUAGGCCAAACCGUUUGGACGUUACACACAUUUUCAUGAGAAAACCGAUUUGGAUGUGGUGGAUUGAGACACAGCCCAUGCAUAUCUCUAGCUGAAAUUGAAGGAUUUUAUGGGGAUUUUUUAUAUUAUGUUACUUAGAUUGACUCUUAAGGAUUAAAGUUAGUCAAAAUAUACGUUGUUUUUCUACAUUACACACACAAUAUAAAAGUUGACUGAUGUCCAUACUCCAACUCUGUUGCAGGUGGUAAGACAAGAACGAAAGACAAGUACCGGGUGGUGUACACAGAUCACCAGCGGUUGGAGCUGGAGAAGGAGUUCCACUACAGCCGCUACAUCACCAUCAGGAGGAAAGCAGAGCUGGCCACUUCUCUCAGCCUCUCAGAACGACAGGUCAGACACAACAUCAUGGGACAGGGGACCAUCUCUCAAUUUUCUGUCUCUCUCUCUUUCUCUCUCUCUCUCUUUGUCUCUCUCUCUCUUUGUAUCUCUCUCUCUUUGUCUCUCUCUCUCUCUCUCUCUCUCUCUCUCUCUCUCUCUCUCUCUCUCUCUCUCUCACACACACACACUCACACUCACACCUUUAGUUUACUAGACCAGCCACAGAGCACUUAUCUAAAAUAUUUUAUUUAUUCCAUAGGUGAAAAUCUGGUUUCAGAAUCGGCGUGCCAAAGAGAGGAAAGUGAACAAGAAGAAGAUGCAACAGCCUCAGCCUGCGUCCACAACAACCCCUACUCCCCCAGGCUCUGGCAUGCCUGGCAAUGUUGCCAUGGUGACCAGCAGCAGUGGCGGCUUAGUGUCUCCGUCCAUACCAAUGACUAUCAAGGAAGAAUACUGAGGACGACGGUCUGACGUGAAAAAAAAAAUACUUUUGUCCAAAUCUAACCUGCAAUAGCUCCCCCAGUCAACAGCUUGAGCAACAUGGGGUCAAAUGCAGGAGUAAACAGCUUGAGCAACAUGGGGUCAAAUGCAGG
Messenger RNA from Coregonus sp. 'balchen', 5315 nucleotides. NCBI's taxonomy places the organism in Eukaryota, Metazoa, Chordata, Actinopteri, Salmoniformes, Salmonidae. The record is from the annotation of a GenBank genome assembly.